This is a messenger RNA of Echinostoma caproni, 210 nucleotides long. The record is from the annotation of a GenBank genome assembly. Lineage: Eukaryota; Metazoa; Platyhelminthes; Trematoda; Plagiorchiida; Echinostomatidae.
GAAGGAGUUACGGAGCAGAGUCUACUCAAACUGGCACAAUCUGUACGCGAGGUGUUCAUGAUGGAGCCGAUUCUACUUCAGGUCAAUGCCCCGGUUACCAUUAUUGGUGAUCUUCAUGGCCAAUACGAGGAUCUGUUGCGUUACAUCAAACGAUGCGGUAAACCUCCGGAUACGAAGUACCUAUUCCUGGGUGAUUACGUAGAUCGGUAA